CGAGUUUGGUGUAAGGAGGGUUUACGCUAAGAACCCCAGGAACUCCGCACCAGACGUGGCCGGGGUUACGGGCGGUGUUGCCGGGACCCGCGCAGAGAAUAAUUAUGGCAGAGCUUUCUGAGACAGAAGGGCCAGUAGAUUGGAAAGAACGUUGUGUAGCCCUGGAGUCCCAGCUCAUGAAAUUUAGAGUUCAAGCAAGCAAGAUACGAGAGCUCUUAGCAGAGAAGAUGCAACAGCUUGAGAGACAAGUUAUUGAUGCUGAGCGUCAAGCAGAAAAAGCUUUUCAACAGGUACAAGUUAUGGAAGAGAAGUUAAAAGCAGCUAAUAUUCAAACCAGUGAAUCAGAGACAAGGUUGUAUAAAAAGUGUCAAGAUCUGGAAACUCUAAUACAGGAAAAAGAAGACAUCAUUCAAAACUUGGAACUGCAACUUGAAGAGCAGAAACAAAUAAGGAUUCAAGAAGCUAAAAUAAUAGAAGAGAAAGCAGCUAAGAUCAAAGAGUGGGUAACAGUUAAGUUGAAUGAGUUGGAAUUGGAGAAUCAGAAUCUUCGUUUGAUCAACCAAAACCAAACUGAAGAGAUAAAAACAAUACAGUCGAAACUACAAGAAGUUCAAGGAAAGAAGUCAGUUGUUUCCACACCAAAGCUUUCAGAAGGCCAGCGUCUGAGCAGUCUGACCUUUGGGUGCUUUUUGUCCCGAGCAAGGAGUCCUCCUCAAGUUGUAAAAUCUGAGGAAACGAGCAAGAUAUCAUCUAAAGAACCUGAGUUCACGGAAGGAAAAGACAUAGAAGAGAUGGAAAUUCCAGAAAAAUCUGUUGAUAACCAAAUUCAAGAAAACAACCGAGGUCAGAGAACACUGCAUCAAGGCCCCUGCAUGUCAGAGCAGACACGUAAAACAAGGACGAGCUUUGUGAUGGAUGGUGGUGCAUCCCAGAACUCUGGGGCUCCUGGGAGUGACUGGAGUUCCGAUGAGGAAGAUGGGAGCAAAGGAAGAUCCAAGUCCAGGUACACGUCUACGCUUUCCAGCCACACGUCAGAGGAGGGGGUCCAAAGUAGCAGGGUGGGCAGUGAGACGUAUCUCACAGCCUCUGACGACAGCAGUUCAGUAUUUGAAGAAGAGACCUUUGGCAUAAAGAGACCAGAACACAAGAAGCUGUAUUCUUGGCAACAGGAGGCACAGUGGAAGGCUCAGAAUUGUCCUCUCGGAAAGGGAAAUUCCGGAUCAAGGAAAAAGGAGCGUGAUAGUUCCUCAGACGAACUCAAUAAAAAAUUUCAGUCUCAGAGGUUGGAUUAUUCGUCUUCCUCGAGUGAAGCCAACACCCCAAGCCCUAUUCUGACCCCAGCUUUGAGUCCAAAGCAUCCUAACCCACUCCUUGGAAAAGGCACCGAACCAGGACCUUCCUCAACUCUGCCACCCCCCAAAUUAAGGAUUCCUAAUAUUUUCAGCUUAAGCAUUGCACUAGCCAAAAGGCACCUAAGCCAGCCACAGUUAAGUUCCGACAGGAUGUUUGGCACAAACAGAAACGCUAUAAGCAUGAUACGUCCACUGAGACCUCAGGAAACAGAUCUUGAUCUAGUUGAUGGCGACAAUACAGAAAUUUUAGAGACCAUGGACACUAAUUGUGAUGAUGGAUUAUUUUCCUAUGACUGCUUGGAAUCCCCAUGUUCAGAGGACCAGGAAGCCUGCGAUUCAGCAAAGAAGGCAGCCUGUGGCAAACCUCCAACUCCACCUCUGCACCGGUUUCCCUCUUGGGAAAGCAGAAUUUAUGCUGUAGCCAAAUCAGGCAUUCGAAUGUCUGAGGCCUUCAAUAUGGAGAAUGUUCAUAAAAAUUCUGUUGCAAUGCUUUCCUACACCACAUCAGGACUUUAUACAUCUCUGAUAUACAAGAACAUGACAACCCCAGUGUAUACAACAUUGAAGGGGAAGGCGACCCAGAUAAGCAGCAGCCCGUUCCUGGACGACUCCUCUGGGUCAGAAGAAGAAGACAGUUCAAGAUCCAGCUCCCGGACCUCGGAAUCAGACUCUCGCAGUCGGAGUGGGCCAGGCAGCCCCAGAGCCUUGAAGCGAGGUGUGUCUCUCUCUUCUGUGGCCUCUGAAAGUGAUUAUGCUAUUCCCCCAGAUGCUUACUCCACAGACUUGGAGUACUCACAGCCAGAGCAGAAGCUCCUGAAAACUUGCUCAUCUUCCAGUGAUAAUGGGAAAAAUGAACCACUGGAAAAAUCUGGCUACUUAUUAAAAAUGAGUGGUAAAGUCAAGACUUGGAAGCGGAGAUGGUUUGUUCUUAAAGGUGGUGAAUUACUUUACUACAAAUCUCCGAGUGAUGUAAUCAGAAAACCACAGGGCCAUAUUGAACUUAGUGCAUCCUGCAGCAUUUUAAGAGGAGAUAACAAGCAAACAGUUCAGUUGACCACUGAAAAACACACAUACUAUCUGACUGCAGAUUCCCCCAAUAUAUUGGAGGAAUGGAUUAAAGUGUUACAAAACGUUCUUCGAGUACAAGCUGCCAACCCCCUUUUCCUGCAACCUGAGGGCAAACCAACGGUGAAGGGAUUGCUCACCAAGGUAAAACAUGGUUAUUCCAAGAGAGUCUGGUGUAAACUUAUAGGAAAAACAUUAUAUUAUUUUCGUAGUCAAGAAGAUAAGUUUCCUUUAGGUCAGAUCAAACUCUGGGAGGCUAAAGUUGAAGAGGUUGACAGAUCCUGCGAUUCAGAUGAAGAUUAUGAAGCCAGUGGGCGAAGCCUGUUAUCCACACAUUACACUAUUGUGGUCCAUCCCAAAGAGCAAGGUCCAACUUACCUACUAAUUGGAUCCAAGCAUGAAAAGGACACUUGGCUUUAUCACCUGACUGUUGCAGCUGGAAGUAACAAUGUGAAUGUUGGAUCUGAAUUUGAACAACUUGUUUGCAAGUUGCUAAAUAUAGAAGGGGAACCUUCCUCUCAGAUAUGGAGACACCCUACUUUGUGUCACAGCAAAGAAGGAAUCAUUUCCCCUCUGACAACACUACCUUCAGAAGCUCUACAGACAGAAGCAAUUAAAUUAUUUAAGACCUGCCAACUUUUUAUAAAUGCAGCAGUCGACUCUCCCGCAAUUGAUUACCACAUAUCUCUAGCCCAGAGUGCUUUGCAAAUCUGUCUGACACAUCCUGAGCUACAGAAUGAAAUUUGCUGUCAGCUCAUUAAACAGACAAGAUGGAGACAGCCACAGAAUCAACCAGGACCUCUGCAGGGCUGGCAACUCUUGGCGCUCUGUAUUGGGCUCUUCCUUCCCCAUCAUCCUUUCCUGUGGCUCCUCAGGCUCCAUCUAAAGAGAAAUGCAGAUUCCAGGACAGAAUUUGGAAAAUAUGCCAUUUACUGCCAGAGAUGUGUAGAAAGAACACAACAGAAUGGAGAUCGAGAAGCAAGACCCUCAAGAAUGGAGAUUCUUUCCACCCUUCUUCGAAACCCAUAUCAUCAUUCUUUGCCCUUCAGCAUCCCUGUGCACUUCAUGAAUGGAAUAUAUCAGGUAGUUGGAUUUGAUGCAUCCACCACAGUGGAAGAGUUUUUGAAUACUUUGAACCAAGAUACAGGAAUGAGGAAGCCAGCACAGUCUGGAUUUGCAUUGUUCACAGAUGAUCCUUCCGGCAGGGAUUUAGAGCAUUGUCUUCAAGGAAACAUCAAGAUUUGUGACAUUAUCUCUAAAUGGGAACAGGCUUCUAAAGAACAACAGCCUGGGAAAUGGGAAGGUACGAGAACUGUUCGUCUCACUUAUAAAAACAGAUUAUAUUUCUCAAUGCAAGUUCGAGGAGAGACUGAGAGAGAAAAGUUGCUGUUGAUGUAUCAGACAAAUGACCAAAUAGUAAAUGGACUUUUUCCUCUGAACAGGGACCUGGCAUUAGAAAUGGCAGCUCUUUUAGCUCAGGUGGAGAUUGGAGAUUUUGAAAGACCUUUUUCCACUCCAGCAGGUCAUGUUACUAAUCAGUGCAAAGCAAAUCAAACUCUAAAACAAGUCAUAGAGAAAUUUUAUCCUAAAAGGUAUAGAGAUGACUCUUCUGAAGAACAGCUAAGGCAGCUUUGCCAGCGACUGUCAACCAGAUGGAUGGCCCUCCGAGGACACAGUGCUGCUGACUGUGUGCGAAUCUAUUUGACAGUCGCCAGGAAGUGGCCAUUCUUUGGUGCCAAGUUGUUUCUUGCAAAACCCAUAACCCCAUCAUCCCUUGGAAGUACGUUCAUGUGGCUGGCUAUACAUGAGGAUGGUUUAAGCAUCUUAGAAUACAACUCCAUGAGGUUAAUAGUCAGCUAUGUAUACAAGAGUCUAAUGACCUUUGGAGGUUAUCAAGAUGAUUUUAUGGUGGUCAUUAACAAUGCACAUUCAAAAGACAAACCAACAGAGAAAUUGAUUUUUGCUAUGGCAAAACCCAAGAUUCUUGAAAUCACCCUUUUGAUCGCCAGCUACAUAAACAACUUCUACCAGCAAAAGGCGGUUCACCACCUCUCUGCUCCAGCGCUGCUCUCAGCUCAGACCCAGGGUUUCCAAGCCAGGGUGAUGGGAAGCCAGCCCCUCCUGGCAAGCAGCAGACCAACCAAAGGCCCCACUUUGCUCUGAAAGCUCAGGGGCCUAAACAUCUCCCCCUGUCCUCUAAGCAAUGGCUGCAUCAGCUCCAAAUAAGUUCAUUUACAUCCUGGCAGCAUGACACCCACACAGUAGUAGUCCAUUCUUUAAAAAUAAUGGGAGUUACUCUCUUCCAUUUGAUUCGUAAGUAUUCAAAUAAAUGCUUGUAAUAAAACUUAAACACACACACACAUAAAACCUAAACAGAUUUUCCCACAUGCUGAUUUUCUUUUAGCUUAGCUGGGUUAGAAUUUGCCGUUUUUUCCCAUCACCUUUUCCUUUGCCAUCAGACACAUCAAGCCUUUUUUUCUCUUAAAAAAAAUAUUCUAGCAAUCUUUAGAAAGGGAGAUUCAAGGGAAUUUUGCCAAACUCUCAUUUGGCAAACCAGUUGAUUAUUUGGACAUGCUCACUGCCAGAAAAUUAUGUACUAUAAUUAAAUAUGCUUUUAAUUAAUGAUACGGUGUUUAGAAAGAAGUAGAGUAUACAGUUUAAGAAGCAGCUGCUGGGUGGUGUUGAAGGGUAAGUUUUUAGUUCUAUGAAUCACUGUGUGAAAAAGCAGGCGCUAGGUAACCAGAACCUCCAAUGUGGUUUUAGAAAGUAUACCCUGUCACCUUUUCAGAUCACUGGAGUGUAAAACUUAAAAUGAAACAUUGAUUCCUGACAUUCCUUGGCUAUCAACAUAACCCAAGUUCACUGGAAUAUUGCCCACAUUUCAUUCCAUUGGUGCUGGGUCAUCUUGACCUUGCUUUGUUAAAUAAUAAUAUCUUUGAAAACAAAGAAAUUUUAAAGCUUUGCUUCACACAGUCUUUUAAAUUGUAGUUUGAAAAUAAAUUCCCCAAAAUAUUUUUUUUUAAAGAAAAGAGAAAGUAACUCUUCUUCAAAGGAGAUAAAUUUUAGUUGAGUCUAGAAACCUAUUGCUUUCCUAGGUUACAUAAAUGGUCAGUACAUUCCAGUUUGUGUCAAAAUAAAGUACUUAUUAUUAUUCAUGAUGAAAAUGAAACUGUGAUAAGACAUGAAAAUUAUAUUGUAAAAAUGUUUAAUUGAAAUAGUAAUCAGGAGUAUACUUAAUUUUAUUUAUGUGUAGAAUAUUUUUUAUUUAUAUUUUGGACAUAUAUUUAUCACUUUGUGUAUGGUAUUUUUUUAACCAGUUGGGGAAAAAAAGUUAGCUGCUGAAUUAAUUUGUUGGCGAGCCUUCUUGUUUUCUUUUUUGCUGCUUUCUCCCUGUGGCAAUGUACUGUUCUCACACUAAGCCUUUUAAAAACGUUCCAUCCUACGUCAGCAUCCUUAGAAAGAGCAGAGCCAAGAAAUACACUGAUCAAGUAAGAUUGUGCGUUAUUGGUAAUGACAAAGGUUGAAACCGCCCAGAGAAAUACAUUGCUAUUUACUGGUCCUCCUAAUCUUUUGAGCCACAGCCACUCACUGUGUAAGCAAAUUAAUUUUUGAGAAUAAACUGGUCACCAGUUUGGGAUGACUCUCAGGCACCUUUUGGCUGGGACACGGUAGAGUUUGUAAGUUCCCAGAAAACCGUUUAAUAAUCGUUAGUUGGUGAGCCAGAGGCUUGGCAGAGCUGUUACAUAUGUAUGAGGACUUUAUUCUCAGGCAGUAGUUAGUUCACCAUGUGGUAAGCCCCCCCUAAAAUCUUCUAAGUUAAAUGAAUAGUGAAGGCUUAGCUUAAAUGGUAGUACCCUAGACUUGGCAUUUAUUUUUGAUAGAGCAGAGAUAAAAUAUUUUGAUGGAAAGAAAUCAAUUUUCUGUAACUGAUGAUGUGAAAAUUUUAUUUUCUGGGAAAUUACUUUUAUAUAGCCAUUUAAAAAUUCAAAGUAUGUUAUUAUGAUUGGUUAUAAGAGAAUAAUGUUACAUGUUUAAUUGUAAUAUUUGUCUCCUAUCAUUUUCCUCCCUUUCAAUCAUAAUAAAUGAUUUACAAAACCCA
Odocoileus virginianus texanus is the source of this 6516-nucleotide messenger RNA. RefSeq names its product pleckstrin homology, MyTH4 and FERM domain containing H2 (gene PLEKHH2). The record is from RefSeq and is a predicted model, not a curated record. Gene Ontology annotation, cellular component: cytoskeleton; cytoplasm. Lineage: Eukaryota; Metazoa; Chordata; Mammalia; Artiodactyla; Cervidae. Gene Ontology annotation, molecular function: actin binding. Gene Ontology annotation, biological process: negative regulation of actin filament depolymerization.